CGUCUUUUGAAACUGAAGCCGCAUCAGCUCAGCUGUUGGAAUUUUAAAUAACUGAAGGAAAGAAAACAAUAUGCUGUUUGCAAAGAUACUUAAGGACUUGGAACAGAAAACCUUUAUGAACUUCAGCCAUCCAAGAAAGAGAAAAAUCAUUUCCAAGUAACUAGGGUUGCAAGAUUUUCAAAAUAACAGUGAGAGACAAUCCAAAAUCAUGAUAUAGCAGCACAGUGCAGGAUCAAUAAUUGGAAUGUCCUGCUCUAAGCUGUACUCUGUUUGCCUACAUAUUAUUAACUGAUUGAUUGGUUUGAUUUAUAUACAUUUUUUCUCCCAAAUGGGACUCAAAGCAACUAGUCAACUUAAUAUAAUUGAAGUAUUAGUCUCUAAGACACCUCGAUUAGUCAUUUAUAUCCAACAAUUCUUCCCCUCCUCAGGGAACCUUGCCUUUCUCCUAUGGAGAAAAUAUGAAGAUACGCAGCAGUUUAGGAAUGCAUUGGAUAUGGUGACUGAUGUGGCUUUGUUCUGAAAUUGUGGAAAAUGCUCAGAUCACAGCAUCCAGAGCUUGAUAACUUUACUGUUAGAAUCGCACCACAGUUUCUCAAUCUGCUCUGGUGUCCUAUAAAGGCCCUUAGGAGUCAGUUACAGAAUAAAAAAGAAAAGAUUGAGAAAUCUGAUCAAGCAAAUGUUCUUUUUGCUGUUAGUUGAAGGUUUUGGCUAUGUGGCUCUACCUGGCUGCCCUUGUGGGGUUUUACUUCCUCCGCCGAUGGUACCGAGAAAGACAGACUGUGGAGAAACUAACAGAGAAAUAUGUCUUCAUCACUGGCUGUGACUCUGGCUUUGGAAACCAGCUUGCCAGGCAGCUGGAUGCCCGGGGCAUGCGAGUGUUGGCAGCCUGCUUUACCCAGAAAGGAGCAGAGCUGCUAGAGCGUGCCACAUCGGAACGGCUAAAAACCACCAUUUUGGAUGUCACCAGCACAGAAAGUAUAGUAGCAGCAACCGAGUGGGUGAAAGGAUGCACUGGCAAAAAAGGGCUCUGGGGCUUGGUGAACAAUGCAGGACUCUUGUACCCAAUAGGACCCAAUGAAUGGCUGACCAAGGCUGACUUCGCAAAGGUGUUGGAGGUCAACCUUCUUGGACCAAUUGACGUAACAUUGCACCUGCUGCCUCUAGUAAGGAAGGCCCAAGGAAGGGUGGUCAAUGUAAGCAGCAUUGCUGGAAGAUUUUCUUAUUGUGGAGGAGGAUACAGUCCUUCAAAAUUUGGCUUGGAAGCAUUCUCUGACAGUCUCAGGCGUGACUUACGUCCUUUUGGAGUCAGUGUCAGCAUCAUUGAACCAAGCGGCUUUAGUACAAACAUAAAUGAAGAUGCAAACAGUUCCUUCCGCACUAUAUGGAGCAAGUUGCCUACUGCGAUAAAAGAAGUCUAUGGACAGAACUACUUGAGAAACAUUUCCAAGACAUUUUUUGGGGCCAAAUGGGAGAAGAAAAACCUCUCUCUUGUCGUAGACUGUAUGGAGCAUGCACUGACCUCCUGCUAUCCUCGUAGCCGCUAUGCUGUUGGUUGGGAUGCCAAAUUGGUUUUCAUUCCUCUUUCCUAUUUGCCAACUUCACUUGUGGAUUAUAUUGUAACUUAUGGCAGCCCCAAACCAGACAAAGCCCUUUACUGAUCUUUGGCACACAACAUUUACAAGAGCCAAGGCAUACAAAAUGUGAAAAAUGUUGGGUGCUACAAAGUUUUCUAAUUACUUUUUUAAAAACUGCUGGACAAGCACAAGGGUGAAGCUGUUUAGUAGUAUCAGAUCCUUAUUUGCAUAACACUGAGAUUCAGAAGUCUUGAAAAGGAGUUGAAAUGUGUAUGUCACACAUCCCAAAAUAAACUUUAUCCUAUCCACUU
This is a messenger RNA of Anolis carolinensis (green anole), 1885 nucleotides long. Its product is annotated as retinol dehydrogenase 16. The record is from RefSeq and is a predicted model, not a curated record. Gene Ontology annotation, molecular function: all-trans-retinol dehydrogenase (NAD+) activity. Bases 711 to 1658 code for a protein of 315 amino acids. Gene Ontology annotation, cellular component: intracellular membrane-bounded organelle. The transcript has 5 exons. Gene Ontology annotation, biological process: retinol metabolic process; steroid metabolic process. Lineage: Eukaryota; Metazoa; Chordata; Lepidosauria; Squamata; Anolidae.